Plasmodium adleri (nom. inval.) is the source of this 3330-nucleotide messenger RNA. RefSeq names its product AAA family ATPase, putative. Gene Ontology annotation, cellular component: cytoplasm. The coding region runs from base 1 to 3330 and encodes 1109 amino acids. Gene Ontology annotation, molecular function: ATP binding; ATP hydrolysis activity. The record is from RefSeq and is a predicted model, not a curated record. Lineage: Eukaryota; Apicomplexa; Aconoidasida; Haemosporida; Plasmodiidae. The transcript has a single exon.
AUGAAUAUUAAUUUUUAUGUUUAUGAUGAUGAAGCAGAUGAUGAAAUAAUUUCUAGUAAUUUUAAUGUAUACUGUUCAGAUGAAUUUUUAAAAAUUCAGAACAUCGAAAAAAACAGCAACGCUAUAAUUUAUCAUGAAAUAAAGAAUGAAGAAGAAAAAGAAGAUGUAAAUAAUAUUAGAAAUAUAAAUAUAAAUAAAAAUAAUGAAGAAAAAACAGAAAAAGUGAAAGAACCAAAUAAUGUACAAAAUUUUUUUGUAUUAUGUUGUUUUAAAAAUUAUAAUGAAUUGAAUAUAAAAAAAAAAUUAGAAAAUAAUGGAUUAUAUAUUAAUAAAUAUAUAGUUAGAUGUCUAAAUAUAGAUAUAAAAGAAAAAGAAGAAAAAUAUAAAAAUAAAAAUUGUAAAGAUCAAAGUAAUAAUGAUAAAAAAAUAUGUACACUUAAAGUGGAUAUAAUAAAACCUCAAUUAUUUAUACCUAUUAAAGAAAUUAAAUUAUAUGUUGAAGAAGUCUUUAAUAAAUCUUAUGAAUAUUUAAAAAGUUAUCAAUAUGAAAAUAUAGAUAUAUUACAAUCAUAUUGGAGCAAUAUUAAAAGUAAAAACCUAGAAAAAUAUAUUAACCUUUCUUUAUUAAAUACAUGUUUGUUUGUUAAUAAUUUUUUAAAAAUAAGUAUAUUAGGUGUCCAAUCUUAUAUAACAGUUAAACAUAUUAUUCUAAUCAACAACAAUAAAAAGAAAACAAAAAUGAAAAAUAAAAGGAAAGAUGAAAAAGGAAGUCAACAAGAUAAGCAAGAAAAAAAUAACAAUCAAAAUACCAAUCAAAAUAAGAACAAUUUAUGUGAGAACAAUAUGGUAGUACCUUUUAUUGAUCAUAAUUCCAAAAUUGUUAUUGUAACUAAUGAUGAUAUAAGAAACAAUGUAGAUGAUAAAUAUUUUAUAAAUGAAUAUGAAGGAGAAAAAAACAAUAAUAUAAAAUUCAAUCAUAUGAAAAAUUUGAAUUUAAAAAAAAUGAUGAUAAAUAAAAAAGAAAAAAAAGGAUUAAAUAAAUUAGGAGGAUAUAAUAAAAUUAAAGAAGAUAUAUAUUAUUAUAUAUUAAUUCCUUUAAUAUAUAAACAUAUAUAUAAUCAAUAUCAUAUUGAUAUACAUAAAGGUAUAUUAUUACAUGGUCCUCCAGGGUGUGGUAAAACAUAUAUUGCUUUAUCAAUAAAAGAGGAAUUAUUAUUAUUAAAAAAGAAAUUUUAUAUGAUUAAACAAGACAAAAUAAAACAAAAAGAAUUAAAUAAUAAUCCAAAAAAGUAUGUUCAUUAUAAUGAUGAUGAUUAUUCAUAUAAUUGUGAUAAUAUUAUUAACAUACCAGAAAUUGAAAUAUUAAAAAGUACAGAUCUAAUUGAUCAUAAUAAUACUGGAUAUAAAAUUAAUGAAUUAUUUUUAAGAUGUCAUAAAAGAUAUCAAGAAGAAAAAAAAUGUAGCAUAAUUUUUAUUGAUGAAAUAGAAAUCUUAUGUAAAACUAGAGAAGAAAAUAAUAAUAUGAAUUUAUAUACAUCGGUAUUAUUAAAUAAUAUGGAUGGAAUCAAAAAAGAUACACAUACUAUUCUUAUAGGUGCUACAAAUUAUAUUAAUAAAAUUGAUCUAGCUUUAAGAAGAAGUGGAAGAUUUGAUAAAGAAAUUGAAGUUAAUCUCCCUAAUUUAAAAGAUAGAAUCUCUAUUUUUAAAAAGAAAUUAAAUUUAAUAAAAAAUAAUAUAAAUAAAAAAAAAAUACAUACAUUAGCAGACCUAUGUCAAUCCUUCACUUGCUCGGAUAUCAAUUCUUUAAUUAAUAUUUCUAUGUUUCUAAACAUAAAAGAAAAUAAAAUUAUUUCACGUGAUAUAUUUAAGAGAUCACAUAUUGAUACUUUACAUCAUACAAGCAAUAUUGAGAAGAAACAAGCAGGUGUAUCAUUAAAAGAUUCGAUUGAAAGGAAGGGGUGUGUAAAUAAAAUGGAAGAUGAUACGUCUGAAAAUAAAUAUAUAAAUAUAAAAAAUAAUAAUAAUAUAAAUCAUUUGUAUAAUAAUUCCUCAAGAGAUAUACAAAACAAUAUGUGUAAUGAUAAUACAUUGAUUGAUUAUAAUAAAAAUAAUUUAUGUCCUUUAAAAUAUAAACAUAUAUUGAAAGCAUUAAAAUAUAUAAAACCAUCAGGAAUGAAAGAAUUAUAUAUAGAUAUACCAAGAACAAAAUUUAAAGAUAUAGGAGGCUAUAAAUUUGUAAAAAGAUGCAUAAAUGAAUGUUUAAUAUAUCCAAAGAAAUAUAAAAAUAUAUAUGAUAAAUAUAAUAUAGAUAGUCCUAAAGGUAUAUUAUUAUAUGGUCCUCCAGGGUGUUCUAAAACUUUAUUUGCAAAAGCUAUAGCUAGUGAAAUACAUAUGAAUUUUAUAAGUGUUAAAGGCCCAGAAAUAUUUUCUAAAUAUGUAGGUGAAUCUGAAAAAAGUAUAAGAAAUAUUUUUAAAAAAGCUAGAGAAAAUCAUCCAUGUGUUAUAUUUUUUGAUGAAAUAGAUUCUAUAGCUGUUAAUAGAAAUAACAAUCAAAAUUUUGUAUCAAAUAGAGUAUUAUGUCAAUUAUUAAAUGAAAUUGAUGGAAUAACAAAUAGAUUAAAUGUUAUAAUACUUGCUGCAACUAAUAGACCAGAUUUAAUAGAUCCAGCAUUAAUGAGACCUGGACGUUUUGAUAGAAUUAUUUAUGUCCCCUUACCAAAUUAUUCUUCCAGAUUUUCUAUAUUAAAAAAAAAUCUCAAAUUUUUUAAAAUCAAUAAUUUAAUUCAAUAUGAUAAGAAAAAAGAUACAUUAAAUCAUCAUAACAAUAAGAGUAUUAAAAGAGAAUGUAUUAUAGAUCAUAUACAACAUAUUGAUGAUACAAAUAAUUCAAAUGAACAAACAAACAACAAUAUUAAACAAUCUUCUUAUGAUCAUAUUGAAAAUUAUACAUUUAAUAAAAAUAAUAAUAAAAUAAAAACAAAUAAUAAUUCAACUUUAUAUAAACAUAAAGAUACACCAUUUAUAAAUCUAUGUCACCUUUUAGCAAAAAAAACAAAAAAAUAUAGUGGAGCAGAAAUUGUUAAUAUAUGUAGAGAGGCAUCUAUAUGUGCCUUAAGACAAACAUUAAAAGCAACAAAAAAUAAAAAAAAACAAAUUAUUAAUACGCAAAAUAAUAUUUCUCAUAAUGAAAAUAAAUAUACAUUUCAUAAGGAACACCUUAUUGGAUUAAGUAAGAAACAUUUUCUUCAAGUGUUAAAAAAAAUUAAACCUCAAACAAGUGAAUCGCUAAUAAAUUUUUAUAAAAAUUAUAAGGAGCAAAACAAGGUAUAA